UUCCAUUAUUGCCCACAGUGAACGCGUGAUGGCACUACGGUCGUGGAUAGGGCCAACGAAUUUCGUUGGAUAGGGCUAGUGGGGCAUUUCAUUAGGAUAUUUUCGUGUUGAGAUCUACAAUUAACUGCGUACUCAACUUUUCUUCGUGUGUGAUUCAAUAUGCAGUAUUAUCUAGAGAUUUUUUUACUCUCUAUUUUAAUCCUCAACAGUAUAAUAACUGCGACUUGCUUGAACAUUGCUGUGGACUUCGACCUCGUCGGCGAAGGAUUUCAUAGGUCUUUAGAGUACAGCAUCAGCUUCGAUGGACUGAACCAGGUUGACUGUGCUGUUGCACUUCACGUGCUUCUUCCUUCUGCAAUAUAUAUCAACGUGGAUGAGGUAGCAGAUUUGAAAAGACAAGGAAAAGCCCGUGUAUGCUCACAGGGUGAAACAGACGUGGAAUUGUUUGCAGAAAAUGCAGAGUCCCAAAAUGUAACGAUCUGUGAGCAGUUGAUAUCCUCUGAGAUUAAUUUGUCACUGCCUGUUCAUCAGCGAUACCAGUUUGCUCGUGCAGAUGGAGACUAUCUCGAUGUGCUUAUUCCACAACCAAAACUACUCCUUGGGUGUAAAAAUCGGAUAAAAGAAUACCGUGUAUCCAACAUUGAUCUCUGUGCACCUUGCGUCGAUCUUGCUAGAAAGUGGAGAGAAAUUCCUUACAAAGUGGAACCCACAGAAAAGAUCUGGCGUGUUCCUGUAGGCAAUUCUUCUUAUCUGGAUCACGUAUCUUGUACCACUUUACUGGUAACAAGCUUGGGAGCAGCUGUGGUCUUGCGAGUACUAUUGCAGUCAGGGAUCAAAAGCAGAUCAGGAGUAAAAGUAGACUAAGUCCUGGUAAGUGGAGUUGAAUUAUUUAUCUGCCCACAAUUGUAUAAAUUACUUGAUGACUAUGAAAAAUCAUGUUUUAUACACACGGAUCUCUUGUUCCGAACCCUUGAGACUAGAUGAUGUACUCAGUACACCAAACAGAGGUCUGAGGAAUCUAAA
This is a messenger RNA of Athalia rosae (coleseed sawfly), 1023 nucleotides long. RefSeq lists its product as uncharacterized. The record is from RefSeq and is a predicted model, not a curated record. Gene Ontology annotation, biological process: GPI anchor biosynthetic process. Gene Ontology annotation, cellular component: endoplasmic reticulum membrane. Bases 160 to 864 code for a protein of 234 amino acids. The transcript is spliced from 4 exons. NCBI's taxonomy places the organism in Eukaryota, Metazoa, Arthropoda, Insecta, Hymenoptera, Athaliidae.